Molecule: messenger RNA, 789 nt
Organism: Kalmanozyma brasiliensis GHG001
Lineage: Eukaryota; Fungi; Basidiomycota; Ustilaginomycetes; Ustilaginales
Product: RNA recognition motif domain protein
Exons: 1
Coding region: 1-789 (262 amino acids)
Molecular function (GO): mRNA binding
Source: RefSeq, a predicted model, not a curated record
AUGAGUGGCUAUUCAGCUUCAGGCUCUUCCUCAUCCGCUGCCGCAGCGUCGACAUCCACCGACCCCUACGCGCCGUUCUACUACUGGGACGCCUCCGCCAACAACUGGGCGUUCGACUACACUUCCUACUACUCGACCUACGGCUACCCCUCUGACUACACCGACCCAUCGCUCAACCCAUACUACGCAUCCACCUCCUCUGCGCAACCGUCCGCGCCGGUAGUGGACCCAUUCGCGCCCACAUCAAUCUCCUCUGCCGCCGCACCAAGCACGGAUAAACCCCGAGUUGACGCCUCUGGCCGGCCCAUCCCAGGCACCCUCGCUCGCGGCGAAACCCGCCCCACCGUCCUCCGUCGCGCAGCCGGCAAGCUAUACGAAGAUCAAACGCUCCUCGAAUGGGACCCCACCCACAAACGCCUCUUCGUCGGCGACCUCGGCAACGACGUAACCGACGAAAUGCUCACCUCGACCUUUGCGCGCUAUCCCUCGUUUUCCAAAGCCCGCGUCGUCCGUCGUCCAGACGGAAAGGGCAAAGGCUACGGCUUUGUCGCGUUUGCCGAUCCAGAAGACUUUUUGAGAGCGUGGAAGGAGAUGGAUGGCAAAUACGUGGGUAGUAGGCCAGUGAGGUUGAAAAAGGCCGCGGAGAUGGAAAGGGUCGAGAUCGGGAGGCGGAAGGAUCGGUUGUUGGCGAUUACCGCGAAGGAGGAUAGGAAGGCGCAUAGGCAGAAGAUGGGCGGGGCCGUGGGGAAGGGGUUGAGGAGGGUUGGGGGGUCGUCGUAUGCAAGGUGA